UAGAGUUUAAAGGAAUUAUAGCGUGAUGGUCGUCAUGAACUCUCUAUAUUACAGCUUUUUUCAACAAGUGCUGCAAAGAAAAUGCCAUGUCAUGGAGCGGAUUGGCAUCUUUAAAGAAUUGGGAUACAUAUCAAUAGGGGACAAAUAUACGCUUUUUAUAGCCUUUAAAUAUAGAACGUUUGCAGCCAACAUAGGUUUAAAUAAAGGCCCAUUUAAUGACUCCACAUACAAGAACAAACAGAUGCUAUCAGGAGGAGUUAAAUCAAAGAGCGCACUCCCUGCGGAAUACUUCGAAACACAGUUUAAGAGGAUAUUUGAGAGAGAGAGGCGCUCACAGACCCUGAGAACAAAGUUGCACCUGAUCAAGGAUAUUUCAUUAGGGAGAGAUGUGAAGUGGGAAGCUAUUAUGGGACAUUUGAAAGGCCCCAUUCAAGCAAUAAGUGCCCUACAGAAUCCAAGGAAACCAAACAAAUCACCUGGAAAAAACUCUUACACAAGUCCACCCAAGAAGGGAAGUGGUUACAGCUAUCCUGACAUCACCCUCUCCAAGAUGGUGUCCCAUUCCUCAGACCCCUAUGACAGAGCCAAGGAAAUGCUAAAGACUGGAGGCAUGAAAGCAGGAACAUUUGGUUGCUACCCCACCUACUUUGCAGAACCCCAUGGUACCAAAAAGACCAAUUCAGCAAUGACGAAUAAGGAAGUCAAAAUAUUUCACCUCUCCCCUGGUCUAAAGAGCACACCUGUCAAGAUCAUCAUCAGUCUCAACAUCAAAAAGGCUGUGAGUUCCACAAACUAUAAUCGAAUCCCCUCUGUGAUGGCAUAUUGAGAACUUGUGAUGUCUUCAGGAAAGAAAAUCAUAUGGGUUUGGAACAACAUAAGAUGAGACUUCAAGUCUACGUUGUACACCUGGAGGUUCCAAUUUCCAUACUGUGGCCAAAACCAGUGCUGCAGCAGAAAAAUAUACUUUCUAGACAUGUUAAUUGUUAGUAAAUACCACAGUAUUCUUGGAAGAAUCUUGAUGUAUCAUUGUAUAUUAAUAAGGCAAUCAUCAAAAUACUAUUAUACCAUCUGAUACCAGUAAAUCACUGUAAUGUGGUAACACCUAUUUUCUGUUAGGACAAUUCAUAUUUUGUAAGACCUGCUCUUAUGCUUCUAAUCAGUGAGUAUGGGAAGUAUCUUUUUAUGACGACCUGUCCGUUCUCUGCUGUGUUUUUUCCACAAUUUAUGGAGAAUGUCAGAACUGGCAUUCCACUAAUGAUAUAUGUAGGUAACAUACCGAAUUAGUUAGAGGAGGCAGUUUUCAGUUUUAGUCAGGUGGCGCCUUAGGACCGUCUUAGCCUUCACCAAAAUGCACAAACUUUGUAGUUGCUGAGCAUAAAUCUAACAUGCCUCUUAUUCAGUUCAGAAUAACUUUAUCUUUGAAAUGGGGCACUUUCACCACCAUAUAUAAGUAUUAGUCAA
Molecule: messenger RNA, 1461 nt
Organism: Carassius gibelio (silver crucian carp)
Lineage: Eukaryota; Metazoa; Chordata; Actinopteri; Cypriniformes; Cyprinidae
Product: UPF0602 protein C4orf47 homolog
Exons: 9
Coding region: 26-826 (266 amino acids)
Cellular component (GO): centrosome
Source: RefSeq, a predicted model, not a curated record